Molecule: messenger RNA, 2349 nt
Organism: Daldinia loculata
Lineage: Eukaryota; Fungi; Ascomycota; Sordariomycetes; Xylariales; Hypoxylaceae
Product: putative benzoate 4-monooxygenase cytochrome P450
Exons: 1
Coding region: 535-2070 (511 amino acids)
Molecular function (GO): monooxygenase activity; oxidoreductase activity, acting on paired donors, with incorporation or reduction of molecular oxygen; heme binding
Source: RefSeq, a predicted model, not a curated record
AUAGGUACCCUACCAAUGAUGCGCUCCUUCCCAAGAUUUCUAUUGAAGCUCAUAUCAUUGGCGAAUUGAGUUUAAAUACGCAUGUGCUAUUAUGUUAGUUAAGGUUAGGUAGUUAGUUUCGGCGAUUAGACGUUGCCUUCGCUAUAGCCGUGCCCGUCUGCCGUACAGGGUUUGAUUUCUGGAAGGUGUUACGAUCAACCAGUUCAACCUACAACUCAGCGCUCUUUAGUGCCCAUUCGAUCCACAGCCCGUAGUGACCGUACAUAAUCCGGACUACACCCGUCUCUAACAUUGGCUUUUAGAACCCGAGUCUGACAACCGAUGAUGCUUAUAGAUAUAAUUUGAGGGGUGUCAGCAAGUUCAGAUCUCCGCAUUACACCUUUAGAAUAUACUACAGAGCUAAUGCUAACUAGCCGUUGAGAUUCCUAUAAGGGGUGUGAAGAAGAACCGAUGUAAUUGAAAGAGAGAAAUUUGACUCUCGUGUUUUCAACACAUUUUCAAUACCGAGUUGCCUUUGCGCUAUAAACCGCCAAAAUGUCAAUCAUCGAUCAGAUCCCAUUGCCUUGGGCAUUGGCCCUUGGAUGCCUUGCUAUUGUAGUCUAUUACGUCCGCUCAUACUUAGCGACGAACGGUCACCUUCGAGAUAUUCCUGCGCCUUUCCCAGCUCAAUUCACCAAUCUGUGGCUCCUCUACGCAUGUAGGCGGGGAAGGCGUUAUCUCGUCGUGGAUAAGGUCCAUAAGAAAUUGGGUCCCGUCGUUCGUAUCCAGCCAAACCACGUGAGCGUUGCCGACGACGAGGCUAUCCAGGUCAUCUACGGCCACGGAAACGGGUUCCUCAAGUCCGAGUUCUACGACGCCUUCGUGUCGAUCCGGCGCGGUCUAUUCAAUACUCGAGACCGCGCCGAGCAUACUCGCAAGAGGAAGUUGGUCUCAAGCACAUUCGCUCCGAAGGCUAUAUCUCAAUUUGAGCCGUACAUUUACCAGAAUCUCGAGACGUUUGUGAGAAAAUGGGACGAGCUGAUCGAAAGCUCACCAAAGGGGGAUAAAACGGCCUAUGUGGAUUGCCUAAAAUGGUUCAACUACGUUGCCUUCGACACCAUUGGGGAUCUGGCAUUUGGCGCCCCGUUCGGUAUGCUGAAAGCAGGAGCAGAUAUUGCCGAGGUUCGCACAGCUGUUGACUCGCCGCCCAUCUAUGCGCCGGCGGUUGAAAUACUCAACCGCCGCGGUGAAGUGUCUGCUGCGCUCGGCUGCUUCCCACAGCUGAAGCCAUACGCCAAAUGGCUCCCCGAUUCGUUCUUUAGCAAGGGUCUCGCAGCUGUGGAGAACUUGGCCGGCAUCGCUAUUGCGCGCGUAAAAGAUCGUCUCGAGAACCCACCGGAUAUCAACCGCAGAGAUCUUCUUGCCUUGCUGCAAGAAGGGCGCGACGAGAAAGGCGAACCAUUAGGUUUCGAGGAACUAACAGCAGAAGCACUAACGCAGCUGAUUGCAGGGUCAGACACGACCUCUAAUUCGUCUUGUGCUCUUCUUUAUCACGUCGCACGGACUCCUGGUGUCUUACAAAAGCUGCAGGCAGAACUCGAUGCAGCAAUCCCAAGUGAUGACGUCGCCGUACCCGCGUACGACACAAUCAGAAAUUUACCAUACCUCCAGAUGGUCCUCAACGAAACGUUGCGUAUUCACUGCACGUCUGGGAUCGGCCUGCCACGAGAGAUCCCGUCCGAUUCUGAGGGAGUACACAUCCGUGGAUACUACUUCCCUCCCGGCACGGUGCUUAGCGUGCCAACAUAUACCAUGCACCACUCGCGGGAGAUAUGGGGCGACGAUGCAGAUGAGUUUCGCCCCGAGAGGUGGGAAGACACAACGACUCGCCAGAAGAACGCAUUUAUACCAUUCAGCACGGGUCCCAGAGCCUGUGUUGGCCGAAACGUGGCCGAGAUGGAGAUGAAGAUGAUCGUGGCGACCUGGGCGCGGCGAUAUAACGUAUUUCUCUGUCAGGGCGAGAUGGAGACUCGCGAGGGGUUCUUAAGGAAGCCGCUAGCAUUGGAUAUUGGACUAAAGCGAAGAGUUUAGGAUAAGAUAAAAUUGACCUAAUUGGUUUUAUCAAACAAAGCAACGACAUUUCAUACAAUUUUAUGCCAAGUGUGUUGUGGUACAAGGUAAGGCUUGAGAAGCGUGUCCCUAUUAUUACUAGCAGUGUGCUUCUAAUUCCUUUCAUUUAAAGAUCGACAAUCGUGACAGCGAUAUUAGAUAGGUACUUCUUAAAUACGCUUUAUGAUUCCUGCACUUUAUAUCGUCCUUUCUAUAAACUAUUGAGCCGAUUUCAUAGUGUAAAUGUAAAAGCUUACCUCU